AUGUUGUUGUCACUGCUGUUUCCUGCAGCCGCCGCUCUGGUCGCUGCAAGUGCUGCAGUUGCAGAGACUGCCAAUCUAGCCCCUCCAUUCGAUUGGUUCGCCAUUGUCCCCAGCGAGCAGCUCAAGUACCAAAACUGCUACAAUGGCUUCAAGUGCGCUCGCCUGGUUGUCCCUCUCGACUGGAAAAAUCCCGAGGAUAACAAGACCGUCGCCAUUGCCAUGAUCAAGCUGCCAGCUGUUGUUCCAGACAACGACCCGACCUUUGGCGGCACCAUCAUCUUCAACCCCGGCGGCCCCGGCAUCUCUGGCAUCGAUGCCGCCCUCCAGGGAGCCAGGACCAUCCAGCAGAACCUCGCUGACAAGCCUGGUGUCCGUCACUAUGAAAUCUUAUCUUUUGAUCCCCGCGGCGUUGGGAGAACAACCCCAGCCAGCGACUGUUUCCGCUCCGAUCCUCUUGGUCGCAUUACUUGGAUCGUCGACGAGCGUGCCAACGGUCCGCUCGUCUACCUCAAGCCCGCACAAUCCUACGGCCUGGGUCUCGCGAAAAACUUCGCCGAGCAAUGUAAACUCAAUGAGGAGUUCAAGGGGAGCAUGGAGUACGUCAACACUCCAAGCGUGGCUCGCGAUAUGGUGGCGAUGAUUGACGAAAUCGACGAGCUGAGGCAGCGCGAGGCAGCUCAGAGACAGCCCAAGCCACCAGGCCCUCAGCAACUACCAGGAGAAACCGAGAGAGGCGAAGAUGAAGAAACCCAGGAUAACGAGAACAACCCCGUACCACGGCUUCAGUAUAUCGGCUUCUCGUAUGGCACGAUCCUGGGCAACACUUUCGCAUCCAUGUUCCCAGGUCGCGUUGGACGCAUGGUCCUCGACGGCGUGCACAGCGCCAAGGAUUACUACUUUGAAGACACAAGCACCGCCCUCCAAGACACUGAUGAGAUGUUUGAUACGUUCUUGCGGGGCUGCUUCGAUGCCAAUUACGCCAAGUGUCCCUUCCGCAUAUCCUACAAAGACGCCGAGGAUGUCAAGAAGAAGUUCUGGGAUUGGAUCUUCCGCCUCAAUUAUAACCCCGUUGAGGUGAACCCAGUCAAAGGCGGCAUCAAGGUGGUCAGAGGAUCCGACGUUCUCGCGGCUGUUGGCAGCGCCCUGUACAGCCCUAUGGAGAAGUUUCAGCCCCUUGCCUUGGGCCUUUACGAUGGCAUGAGCAUCGGUGACUUGAACCGCCUCGCAGCCAUCAUCGACGAGGACAGCCCCAAGAUUAGUGCAGACGCCCUGAACUCGAACUCAUUGCAGCCCAAGUCCGAGCAAACAUGGGGCGUCACCUGCAGCGACGGCCCGGACUGGCGCGGCAGAGACGUUGGCUUUUGGAACAAGCACCUCCAGAAGCUGGAGAUGAAAUCGAGGCUCUUUGGCCCCUUCUGGGCCAGCGUCCGCUCCGCCUGCGCGAGCUGGCCGUACCGCCCCAACUGGGUGUUUGGCGGGCCCUUCAAGACGCCCACCCCCAGCUCCGAACCGCUGUACACCUCGAAGCCCGCCGCGCCGAUACUCUUCCUCAGCAGCCGCUACGACCCGGUCGCUCCCCUCAAGGCCGCCCGAGCCAUGGCCAAGGAACAUCCCGACUCGGGCGUCCUGAUCCAUUGGUCCAUGGGGCACACCACGGUGGGCGGCGGGCCGAGCCGGUGCACCUGGGAUGCCGUCCGCGAGUACUUGUACGAGGGCAAGGUCCAGGGGAAAGAAUUCUCUUGUCCCGCUGAGUGUGACCCGUGGGACGAUGAGUGCGAAUCGAAGCUUGGAAAGAGAGUCGAUGGAGGAGGGGCAAACUGGGAUGUGUGGAAGAACAUGACUGCGGCGCUUCGACAGACUCUUCGACCAAGGCCGUGGGGGACUGGAGGGCCAUAA
Messenger RNA from Trichoderma harzianum CBS 226.95, 1896 nucleotides. RefSeq lists its product as hypothetical. Lineage: Eukaryota; Fungi; Ascomycota; Sordariomycetes; Hypocreales; Hypocreaceae. The transcript has 2 exons. The record is from RefSeq and is a predicted model, not a curated record. Bases 1 to 1896 code for a protein of 631 amino acids.